This is a messenger RNA of Clonostachys rhizophaga, 1848 nucleotides long. The record is from the annotation of a GenBank genome assembly. Lineage: Eukaryota; Fungi; Ascomycota; Sordariomycetes; Hypocreales; Bionectriaceae.
AUGAUGGCGCAGCAGAGGUAUCACAAGGCUGCUGAGCGACAAUUGCGGAUCAAAGACGAUGCGUACAAGCUGACACGAUGGAAGCAGCCGGGGCGCUUGAUUACGGACAAGUCGGCGAGGUUCCCGGGCUUCCGUCAGGGCAAGACAAGUUUCAGCGCCGGCACUCAGGCUAAGCCAGGCCAUGCAGCUCUUCAGUCGUCCAUUGUUCUCCAUGAGAGUGUGGCCAUGAAGCUAUCGGACGGAACAACGCUGUACACAGAUAUUUUCCUCCCUGAUGAGUUCCAAGAUCUAGAGACUUCAGCGGCGGGUCGCGUCCCUGCAUUGGUUGCCUGGAGCCCUUACGGGAAGCAGAUGGGAGUGACCAUGCUGGAUGACCUGCCGAUGCGCGCCGGAGUGCCGCGGGAAUGGGUUUCGGGCUUGCAAAAGUGGGAGGGCCCUGACCCUGGGUUCUGGUGCCAGCAUGGUUACGCGGUCAUCAACCCAGACAGCCGCGGGGCCUACACGUCCGAGGGCGACCUCCAGUACUUUGGUCACCAGGAGGCGCAGGACGGUGCCGAGUUCAUCACCUGGGUCUCGAAGCAGCCCUGGUGUAAUGGAAAGGUAGCUUUGACCGGCAACAGCUGGCUGGCCAUCGCGCAGUGGAAGAUAGGUAGUCUGCGGCCUGAGGGGCUGGCGGCUCUCGCGCCGUGGGAGGGCUUCAGCGACUUCUACCGCCAUAACAUAUGCGAGGGCGGAAUCCCCUUCACCAGCUUCCACGACACAGUAGCAGAUACCCUCGUCAGCCAGGGCCGCCUCGAAGACGCGAGUGCUGUCGCGGUCGCAUCCAACACGUGGAACGACUACUGGGAGGAUAAGGCUGGCCACCCUGAGUGGAUCACUGCUCCAAUCUACGUCGUGGGCUCAUGGACCAACCCAGUGCACACUCUCGGGACCUUCAAAUCGUGGGCUGCGUUGCCCGAGUCAACGCCUAAGUGGCUCAGGGUUCACAACAAGCAGGAAUGGUCCGACUACUACGGCGACGACGUCCGAAAAGAUCUGAAGCGGUUUUUCGACUUCUAUCUGCACGGUAAGACUGGGAAUGGCUGGAAUCUGACACCUACCGUGCGCUUGACUGUCCUCAACCUGGGUCUGGGCAGCGCCGGCGAUACAAUCAAUCGUGCUGAGAAGGAGUUCCCGCUUGCCCGCACGCAGUAUGUUCGUCACUACCUGACAGGCGAUGGGGACCUUUCUUUGAACGUACCCACCGAGACGACAAGCGUGUCGUACCGCUCCGAGGAUGGCAAGGUCGCCUUCCGCUACAAAAUCCCCAGGAGCUGCGAGACGACGGGCUACUUCAUGGCCCAUCUAGUCAUGUCCUCCGAGUCGCCCGAGAUGGACGUUUUUGUGCAGGUGGAAAGACUGACGGCCAAGGGUCAAAGGCAGGGAACCAUGGUCAUCAAACCGCAGAGCAUCGUGAUGCAAGGCGUCAUCAAGUUCCUGCACGAUCGGCAGUUGGCCGUGGAAAAGGUCGGCCUGCUGCUCCAUUGGGGCCCAUCUGGCCAGCUGAGAGCAGGGCAUGCCGCAAGCUACGAUGCCAGCAGGAGUCUGCCAGCCCAGCCCUUCUACACUCACCAGAGUAAAGCGCCUUUGGAGAAGGGCAAGCCCGUCUCGCUGGAUAUCCAGUUGAGGCCGUACGGCAUGUACUGGCAGCAAGAUGACAUUCUACAGCUGACUGUAGCUGGGAAGGCCAUUCUACCAUUCCCUCUUCCUGGCCUCAAGAUGCAUCACACUCAGAAUGCUGGGGCACACAGCAUCCAGUGUGGUGGCAAUGGCGAGGACAGCUCGUACCUCUUGCUCCCGAUUGUAUAG